CCGCCGCCGCGCCCUCGUGCAGUGCAGUUGCAGCGGCGGAGGCGCGCGGGCGCGGUGGGCGUGCAUGUGCGUGCGUGUGUGGGUGUGUUCGUUUAUUAGUUUGUUUGUGAUUGAGUUAUCCUAGCAAUCAGCUUGUUGGCAGAUACAGUGCGCUACACCAAAGGAGGCACAAGGAACACUGCUCAGCGCUCCGCGGCUGGGCGGUCUCACACAACAGCUGCCCCAGCAGACGACGCCAUGCUUCUCGCCACGCCGUCGCUCCUCGGCACCCCGGCCUGGAUGUCGCUCCUGUACGCGGCGCUGCUGCUGCUGCUCAGCCCCGCGUCCCUGCUGCUCGUGCUCGUGCUGCUGCCGCAGCUGGAGGUGCCGCAGCUGCUGCCGCUGCAGCUGGUGCGCGCCGUGUCCAGCUUCGAGACCGAGUCCAUCUGAGACAUGAUGCGGCCGAGCCCCGAGUGCACAGCCGACGUCUGCAAAUAGUGCCGCCCCGAGUCUGCCAACGAUACGCCAACGACCGCAGCAGCCCGACCACCAUGCGCGUCGCAGCGAGAAACAAGUGGUGGCUCGCGGCCGCGCUGCUGCUGAGCCUGUCGGCUGCACGCGCCGCACCCCGCGGCCGGCUGCUGCGCGUGCCCAAGGUGUACAACGCCCUCAUCACCUCCAACGAGCCGCUGCUGCCCAGCCGCACCGAGCAGGCCACCGUGGGCCAGGUGCUGUACUACCCGCCGCACCACACCUACCCCGCGUCCUCCGGCCCGCUCAUCCUCCCACAGGUGACGCCGCACCAGCCCCCUUUGCUGUACGACCCCCGCCAGCCGCAACAGCAGCAUCAGCAGCAGGGCCCACAGCAGCUCGUGUCCCUGCCCCAGGACGGCCAACAGGAGGGCCAGCAACAGCCACUCGAGCUGCACGUACAGCCCGGCCUCACGCAGGAGCAGGUCGCGCUGGCGCAGGAGCAGGAUCAGUCCACACCAUGGCCGGUGGUGUACGCGUCAGACGUCCAGCAACAGCAGCCGCAGCAGCCGCACCCGCAGCAGCACCUACAACAGCAGCAACAGCUGCAACAGCAGCAGCUGCCCCAGGACGCCGCCGGCCAACCUCCGGCGCCCUUCCCGGCGGCGCGCGCCGUCCAGACCGUCGAGGAGGUCGCCCACCCGGGCGAGUACCAGCCGCCGCCCGCCGUGGACAUCGACAGCAUCAAGAACAACCGGCCGUCGGGCGAGGGCAUCCGGGACGUGCCGCCGCCGCCCCUGCCCGUCGGGCGGGGCAACAAGGACGGCCACCGGCCCCAGCCCAUCCCUCCCGGCCUCCUGCCCUUCUGAGCAGCCACCUCCCUGCUCCACCGAGGUGGAAUGGACAAAAGCCUCGCGGCCGACUAGUCAGACCAUUCUGAUGCCGGUGAUGCGCGGGCGCAGCAGACUGAAACAAGACUACGAGUACGCCCCCUUUCCCCCCGCGUCCAAGGACAAGCUCGCCACACAUGACCUUCAAGUUAGACCACAAAUGUUAGAAACUAAACAAAAUAUCUUUUUCAUUGUUUGUAAAUGUGUAUUCUCGGUCGAAAUAAUGCCAAAGACUGACUCCCGUGACUGGCUGGCGAACUAUAGUCCGCACCGUGCUACUUCUUGCUAAUUGUAUGUUCUAGUACAACUAAUGAGGAAAAAUUUGUGAUUAACAGGACCUGAUAUAUACAUACUUUUGCUAAUAAAACAAUUUUCCACUUUGAAA
Messenger RNA from Frankliniella occidentalis (western flower thrips), 1725 nucleotides. Its product is annotated as nuclear transcription factor Y subunit beta. The coding region runs from base 531 to 1319 and encodes 262 amino acids. NCBI's taxonomy places the organism in Eukaryota, Metazoa, Arthropoda, Insecta, Thysanoptera, Thripidae. The transcript is spliced from 6 exons. The record is from RefSeq and is a predicted model, not a curated record.